Molecule: messenger RNA, 2875 nt
Organism: Thrips palmi
Lineage: Eukaryota; Metazoa; Arthropoda; Insecta; Thysanoptera; Thripidae
Gene: ZnT77C
Product: zinc transporter 1
Exons: 7
Coding region: 364-1818 (484 amino acids)
Biological process (GO): zinc ion transmembrane transport; intracellular zinc ion homeostasis; detoxification of zinc ion
Cellular component (GO): membrane
Molecular function (GO): zinc ion transmembrane transporter activity
Source: RefSeq, a predicted model, not a curated record
GACAGUCUGGACUGCAGCCCGCUGCAACCACAGUGUCCUUUGGCGGAAGUGCGUGGCGAGCGAUCGCUAGCGAUGCACCAGUGGACGCGCACGGCGCGGUCGUGACUCGCUAUCUGUCCUGUCUCGCACUUGAGUGAGGCCCGCCCGCCGCGGCCACUGUCCGAGAUAGCACUGCUACGAGCAGGCCCUGCCCUGCCGGCGCCCUCCUUGGCCAAGUUCAGAGCGUGCCGACAGUGUAGUGCACGGGUUGACUAGGAUUAGCUCGUAUCUGGCGUAUAGCCUCCCGUCGGGCAGGACCUAGCUUUGACGACUAGAGUAGAGGCGUCCUCACAGCGGCGGAAAAUUAGAUACCCGUUUUUCUAAAUGGUGAGCGUGAGCGCGGCCAUGCCGCUGUACGUGAUGCUGAGCCUGACGGCGGCCCUGUUCAUGGUGCAGCUCGCCCUCAGCCACGUGACGCACGCCCUCACGCUGCUCGUCGACUCGUACCACAUGCUGUGCAACCUCAUCGCCCUCUCGGGCUGCAUCAUCACCAUCAAGAAGGGCAUCGGCGGCGGCUCUCCUCCCAUUCGCAGGGCCCGCGACAACAGCGCGGAGGACGUCAGCACUGAGAACUCGAUGCUCCGCGACGGCGCGCGCCCCUCCGCGGCGGACCGCCGCCUGCGCAACACGUUCGGCUGGGCGCGCAUCGACGUGCUGGUGUCCCUCAUCGGCUCCGUGUUCCUGGCCUCGCUCUGCUUCUCGCUGGUGGUGGAGGCCGUGCAGACCCUGCUGCACAUCGACCACCACGAUGAGAUGCACGAGCCGCUCUACGUGGCCGGGGCGGGCGUCGCCUCCCUCGCCGUCAACGCGCUCUGCUACAUCCUCCUGGGCGGCUACACGUUCCACCAGGGCAGCUUCUUCCACGUGACGGAGACGGGCGACGUGAUGCUGGAGCCCGCCGUGACCCAGGACUCCGUCAAGCUGGGCGAGCGGCGGCUGUCCUCCCAGCGGCGGCUGCCCGCCCGCUCCGGCCGCCAGCCCCGCCAGCGCCAGGGCUGCAGGGAGAUGCUGCGCGACACUGUCGGCUGCGUGAUGGUCAUCAUCGCGUCGCUGACCGUGUUCUUCACGGACAAGAGCGUCGCCAAGUACGCCGACCCCCUCAUGUCCAUCGUGUCCGCGAUCCUGCUGCUUUGGCUCAGCUACCCUUACAUGAAGGAAGCGGGUCUCAUCCUGCUGCAGACCAUCCCGGAGCACAUCAACAUCGACGAGCUGCGCAGCGACUUCCAGCAGGCCUUCCCGGGCACGGCCAGCAUCCACGACCUGCACGUGUGGCGGCUCAACCAGAGCAAGGUGUUCUGCACGGCGCACGUGCGCUUCCGCCACCCGCGCGACUACCUGCGCGUCAACCAGGACGUGUCCAGCUUCUUCCUCAAGUACGGCGUGACGCAGGUCACGGUGCAGCCCGAGUUCCUGAGCGAGGUGCAGGGCGCCGACAGCCAGGCCUGCCUCAUGCGCUGCCCCGGCGAGUCGUGCCUGCGCGCACACUGCUGCGCCCCCAGCGCGCACGACGCGCACCACAAGCACUACGUCCGCGUCGCGUCCGACCUGUCCCUGCCCGAGCAGGUGCCCGCCGCCGUGCCCGCCGCGCCACCCGCCGCCGUGGUGCCCGCGCGCGCCGCGGACAAGGUGCAGGUGGUGGUGGAGGUGAACGCCGCCCCGGUGCAGGAGACGUCCUUCUCGGCGGAGGCGGAGGCCACGGCGGCCACGGCCCCGUCGACGCCAACCCCCGCACAACGCGAGGAGGCGAGUGAGCAGGAAGACAAGUCCAAGCAAGACUGAACCCAGUGCUGAGGCUCCGUUGGGGCCAGAGAGCAGAGCAGCGCGUUGGACUGUAAGAAAUGGCAAGAUCAGGUGCCUGCCCGAGAAUAAACUGUCACGUGCCUGAUUUAGACGCAAAGCCAAUGUACGUAUGGUUGUUACUAAGUCAAGAGUUUUAAAUUGUCCUUACGGAAAGUAUUUUAUUCCAUUGAUGAUUAAUUGUCAUAGGUGGUUGAAUUAGUUAGUGUGUAGGCAUGAAUGUAUGUAUAUAUGUAUGUAUGUAUGUAUGUAUGAGUGAGGGCCUGUGUUUAUAUUAUGUUUGUAUGUGCGAUGAAUGUGUGGAUUCAUUGAUGUAUGCGUGUCGUGUCGUGAGGGCUCAGGUGUAGAACGAUUUUCAUGAAAUGGAAUUAUAUCAGCGAUUUGCCCCAGUUGACGGGGGGGUUAGUGAAACACAGUGUGAUCACGGCAAAGCAGAAAACUACGCGUUAGAUUAAUUGCGGGGUUUCGCGGGGUUCCAUUAUUUCAGCUAAAAUAACUACUUUGUACGAGUCAAAACCACUGUGAUUUUAUUAAGAUACCUAGAUUCUUGCGGGUGCUCUCUGCUGCGGGCAAACCACCCCUUGACAUAGGUGAGGUGAAAUGUCACAGUUCCAUGACAAAAUGUUACCCUGUCCAAUUCUAUGCUGACAAACUUAAUUUUUAUAAGGUUAAGACUGAUAGUAUAAGCCAAAAUAUGAUGAAUCACACCUCGGCACGUGACCGUUGCUCAAUUUGUAUUGUUUUUUUUUUGUUUAAAUUGACCGCGUUUAGGAAGGAAACGUGAUGUUACUUUAUCCAUAGUCAUAAACUAGUAGUGAAAACUAGUCAGUUUUUCUUGAAUGUAUUGUAAUAGUUUUAGUACCUCUGACAGGUCUUCCGCUCAGAAUAUUUUUUAGUGAACGCAGGAUGUUUUUGGAAACUAUGAGUAGCAUGCUGUGAAAGCGUCGACAGUGUUACCGCUCCCUGCAGAUACAGCAGAGCAUCUUUUGUAUUAUUGCAGUUUCUUUAAACAGACAUUAAAUGCUCAUCUAUAUUGGUA